AUGUUGCCUGCGUUUCCACGUGUAACAGGUCCGCGUGCUCGACAAACUCUUUCUCUAGCUAGGUUUGCCAGUACAAGCACCAAGGAAAAGUUUCGAGUGGUUGUUGUCGGAGGAGGUUCUGGCGGGUUGACCAUUGCCAACCAGAUAUAUGACCGCUUCAAGGCUGCCGGGAAGCCUUUGAAUGCAGGGGAUGUGGUGGUCCUUGACGCAGCAGACUAUCACUACUAUCAAACAGAUUUCAGACGACCUCUCCCGUCCUUAUUGCCGCCGCAUAUCACACACAUAGCAGAGAAUGUCAAGUCGUUCUAUCCGGAAUCCUCAUCAGUCACGACAACGUCAGGUCGGACAAUUUCAUAUGAUUCCCUUGUAGUGGCAGCUGGUUUGAAGAUAAACUGGGACGGCAUCGCUGGCUUGCCACAGGCUCUCGCUGAUCCUUCCUCUGGAGUCUCGUCAAUAUACUCCUAUAAUACCUGCGACAAAGCUUGGCGCGACAUAGAUGCUCUCAAGUCCGGAAAUGCUAUCUUUACCCAGCCUGCAGGCAUCAUUAAAUGUCCAGGAGCCCCGCAGAAAAUCAUGUGGAUGGCCUAUGAUAGAUACCAGAAAUCUGGUCGAGGAAAUAAUAUCAAGAUCGACUUCAUGAACGGCAUGCCAUCCAUGUUUAGCGUCAAGAAGUAUUCGGAUGCCCUGAACGCCCUGCGCAUUGAGCGGGGUAUCGGAGCAGAGUUCCAACAUAACUUAAUCUCCAUCGAUGCGGCAAACAGGAAAGCAACUUUCAAAAAGCAGGAUGGCUCGACCGUGGAUCGUGAUUUCACCCUCAUGCAUGUCACGCCGCCGAUGGGACCGCUAGACUUUAUUAAAGAAUCGCCCAUCGCUGACCCGGCUGGCUGGGUAGAAGUCGACCAGGAAACUCUCAGACAUGUCAAACCGGAGUUUGGAAACAUAUUUGCCUUGGGUGACUGCUCCUCCCUGCCCACUAGCAAGACGAUUGCUGCCAUUACGUCCCAGGCCCCUAUUUUAACGGAAAACUUAUUUUCAGUUAUGGACACCGGCAAAUUGAGCGGUGCCAAGUAUGAUGGCUAUACCAGUUGCCCGCUUUUGACGGGAUAUGGGGAAUUGAUGCUAACGGAGUUCAAGUAUGGAUUUGUGCCCAAAGAAAGCUUUUCCAAAUACCUAGGCGAUCAGGUGAAGCGGAGAAGAUUAUUCUAUCACUUCAAAAAGGAUCUUUUUCCUUGGGCUUACUGGAGCCGUAUGGUUGACGGAAAAUGGUUCGGACCUUCGGGACCAUUCCGUCCCAAGUUUGCAUGAUGUUGACAUUAAGGAGUUAUUGAAAAUAAUCAUA
Messenger RNA from Suillus bovinus, 1339 nucleotides. RefSeq names its product sulfide-quinone oxidoreductase. Bases 1 to 1305 code for a protein of 434 amino acids. The transcript has 8 exons. The record is from RefSeq and is a predicted model, not a curated record. Gene Ontology annotation, cellular component: mitochondrion. Lineage: Eukaryota; Fungi; Basidiomycota; Agaricomycetes; Boletales; Suillaceae. Gene Ontology annotation, molecular function: sulfide:quinone oxidoreductase activity; FAD binding.